Notolabrus celidotus (New Zealand spotty) is the source of this 1735-nucleotide messenger RNA. RefSeq lists its product as uncharacterized. The transcript has 8 exons. Lineage: Eukaryota; Metazoa; Chordata; Actinopteri; Labriformes; Labridae. The coding region runs from base 234 to 1136 and encodes 300 amino acids. The record is from RefSeq and is a predicted model, not a curated record. Gene Ontology annotation, molecular function: S-adenosylmethionine-dependent methyltransferase activity.
ACUCAGGAGUUGGGGGUUUUGAUCUUCCCUGUCUUCCUUUAGUCACACCUGAGUUCAGAUUCCAUCUGUCCCCACCUGAACAGGUAACUGCGUCAUCACAGCUCAUGAACCAAUCAGCGUUAUCAGAGGUGAUCACGUGACUGUGAAGGUUCCACCUUAAAUCUCAGACACGUUUCAGCGCGGAGAGGAGCCGCACCUGAACGCAGCACGCUGUUAGAGGGUCUCAUGUGAAGAUGGACUUUAAUCAAGCCAAGUCUGAGCUGAAGCUGCUGCUGAGCAGGAUGGACCCGGACCAGCUCCCCAGGCUGCUCAGCUGGAUCCGGAACUCAGACGAGCUGGACGAGCUGCUGUCAGACAACAGGACAGUGAUCCUCCAGAACAUCUCUGAGGAGCUGAGGGAACGUCUGCCCACUGAGGCCAUGCUGCCCUCAGAGACUGCUGCUUAUAACAAGAUGCAGCAGCGCUCUCGGCCCACAGUCCAUGUUGACAGCUUCCUGUUCGAUGAAGACGAGGUGGACUCUCGCUGUGAGGAGGGGACCAUGAGCCGCUCGUUCUGUCUCAGCUGUGGAUCCUUCAGAACCGCCCCGCUGGACUUCAUCUCUCACUCGUUCUCCAUACCAGAGCUGCAGUUCCUGUUCCAGAACGUCCUCCCGGACCUCAGCGGGCGGAUGCUGGUGGACGUGGGAUCCAGACUGGGGGCGGUCCUGUACGGGGGUUACAUGUACAGCUCGGCGUCUCAGCUUGUCGGCGUGGAGAUCUCUGAAGAGUUUGUCAAACUGCAGAACGACAUCGUGCAGAAAUACAACCUGACCGACAGAAUCCAGGUUCUCCACUCUGACGUCUGCCUGCAGAACGUUCUGCUGCAGAGCGCUGACGUUCUCAUCAUGAACAACGUGUUCGAGUUCUUCAUGGAACCAACACAACAAGUCAGGGCGUGGAGGUUCAUCAUGGAGAACUUCAGGAAGAAAGGAUCUCUGCUGGUCACCGUCCCUGGUCUUCAGGAGAGUCUGAACACUCUAGAGGAGGCGCUGCAGCCCAGCUGGGUAGAGGAACUUCCUGUGGAUUAUGAUGUUUACCUGGGCAGAGACACGGACCCUGAUGCUCUCAGACAGAUCCACCUGUACCGAGUCCUCUGAUCUGGACUGGGUCCUCUGACCUGGACUUGUCAGGUCUGAAUGCAAUGAAGAGGAUUCCUUAUCUGGACCCGUUUUAAGACAGAACUCUGGACUGGUCUGAACUGGAUCACAUCGUUCUGAGAAGAUGAACUUCCUGGACUGUCCUGGAUCAGGACUCUGGAAAAUGAAAGACCACAGAUUUUAGGACUGGGCGUUGGUCUGGAUUCAGGACUGUUGGUCUGGAUUCAGGACUGUGGGUUGGAGAGUUUCACACUGAGUCAGGUGUCCCCCCUCUGAGUGCCCCCCCCCCCCGGACCCGUCCCCAUCUGACUCCUCCCCUUCUGACCCCGCCCCCUCUUCCUGCUCUCUGUGACUGAACCAACAUCAUGCUGUGAUGAAGCAGAAACUCAGCUCAUCAGAGUUCACUGAAGAACACUGUGUGCCUACAAUCCCAUGAUGCGCUCUGUCUCUGCAGAAGAGAGGUCAUGUGACCCCUCAGUGGAGGCGGGAUCACAGUACUGGAGUGUGUUUAUGUGAGACCUGAGGCUGCUGUAAGAUCACUGAUACAAUAAAAGAAUGAAGAGUCGUUGUUCUCUGUGAGGGUCCACCAGCUGUGUUAA